This is a messenger RNA of Pollicipes pollicipes, 1721 nucleotides long. Its product is annotated as transmembrane protein 150A. The coding region runs from base 1 to 642 and encodes 213 amino acids. The record is from RefSeq and is a predicted model, not a curated record. The transcript is spliced from 3 exons. NCBI's taxonomy places the organism in Eukaryota, Metazoa, Arthropoda, Thecostraca, Pollicipedomorpha, Pollicipedidae.
AUGUGGAAGCUGGUGUUCGACCCCCAGCCGCUGCUGCCGCUUGUGAGUGACUCGGGCGUGUGCGCGCCCGAGUCAUUCCUCUUCACUCUGCUGGGCUCGCUGCUUGCCAUGCUAAUGAGCCUCAUCAGCUGCCGGCUAUAUGCGGUGACCCCGCGCGGCUGGCUCUCCGCGCUCAGCCUGGCUCUUGGCCUGGCCUGCUCGGCCGGCCAGCUGACCCUCGCCUGGUGCGCCGAAGCCGGGCCCCGGAGGAACGCGCACUUCGUUGGUGCGUAUGUGGCGUUCGGCUGUGGCCUGGCCUUCAUUGGCCUACGCACGCUGCUGACGCCAGCCGGCUUGAACAGACUGAGGCUCUUCAGGGUCGUUCUGUUUGGCAUCGGCGGCCUUAGCGUGGUGGCAUGUCUCGUCGGCGACUGGUUGGUGCCAUCCGGGGCCUGGUCAGCUCGCCUCGAGCUGGUGGCGACUUGUGAUGCUUCAGCAAUGGAGACGUUCCGACUCAGCGAGUCAGGCAGAAUGUGCACCGUCUUCACCGUGGCCGAGUGGAUCGCUUCGCUGAGCUCCGUGGUCUUCUACGCGACCUUCAGUGCCGAACUCGGUGGCUGGCCCCGCUUCGGCCAGCGGAAUCUUGACAAGCCUGCCAGCUGAAAUCGCCGGGCGUCUUCCUGUUCCCUUUUUAAGCGUUUCCUUGAACUAAAAACACCCACAGCAGUCGUCACGCGGCGCUGCUCAAGUCUCUCACCUUUUGGGUUUUCAUUCCUGGACGUCGAUCAAUAUAAACAAACAUGUUCAAUAUAUAAUAACUAUGGAAAAUGCGCCACAAAAAUAGGAGAAAGGAUAAAUGCAUUGACGAAGCUUGGAAAUUCAAUCAUUUCCAAAAACGUUUGUCAAAAAAACUCAAAAGCUCCAUCAUCGAAGAACACAAAACGUUUCAGCCGGCAAUCAGCCUUCGUGAUUUUGCCUGGUGUGAAGGGAGUAUCGGAGAAGGUAUCGCGACUUUUAAAGCCACACGCUCUUGUAGCCACCAAACGGUGUGCAAACCUUGGAAGUUGGUUUGUUCGGCCCCAAGACAAGCUAAAGACGAAAAAAGGCAAUAAUGAUUUACCAAUACACACGUGAAUGCAUAUGGCGGUUCACCGCGCCCCUGGUGGCUAGGAGCGCCCGGAUGAGUCCCUCGGAGCUCACCCAAGUGAGCGUGGCUGGGUGCGUGGGCCGCCCGUGGGCGACAUUGGUUUUCCCAUGCGAUUUGAAGGUGCGGGUGUCAGCCCCUGCACCACCAAUCUCACGUGCGUGCCGGCUGACGUUCAUGUUGGUGUGAUCGGCGCUUGAGUUGCUGGUCCAGGCUGCGCUGAUGUCAGGCAAGCCUGCGCCUCGCUAUCCGCUUUCCCGUGUAUAGGUGGCUGACGUGGUUCGGUUACUGUGCAGGCUUCCGAAGUUACGUCGUAAACGCCAUCACGUACUGCGGCCGCAUGUUUUAACAACUGCGUUAAAGGCGACACCUGCAGCGAAUUAGAGCCGACGCUGCGAUAAACAACCUGAUGGCGUAAUGGGUCGUACCCUUGGCGCCGGCAACACAAGUGCAAGUUUAACAUGCUGUAUCCAUGAUCCAGGCAUGUCUUCACCAGGUUGCCCGUCGGAUUGGUACAGCCUCCUCUGGGACGCAAAGCUUGUCGUGUACGAUGGCUGUGCUUGAGGGUUUUCCGGGUUUUCUUGUGAUGUCAAAUAUA